AUCAGUGUAUUUUUUCUGUUCAUUUUGUAAAUAAAGAUUUAUAUUCAUCUUGUCUACAAUUUAAGUGUUCAAUAUUUUCAAAAUGGCAAUUAAGUCGAUCGUAGUGUUCGCCACCGUCGCCACUCUGUUCGGGCGUAUGGCCUUUGCUUACCCGCCGGAGCACAAGAGUUACUACGAAGAGGACGACAGCUACGACGGUGCAGGUCAUCUGCAGUACCAGCACAGCGGUUACACGCCGCCCGCCGCCCCAUACCACUUUGAGUACGGCGUGAAGGACCUGCACACGCACGACAUCAAGAGCCAACAAGAAGUGAGCGACGGCCACGGUAACGUCAAGGGAUCCUACAGUCUGGUGGAACCCGAUGGCUCCACCCGGGUGGUCGAGUACACGGCCGACCACGAGCACGGGUUCAACGCAGUGGUCAAGAAAAUCGAAGCACCCAAAGACAAUAAUAAUUAUUAUUACCAUCAGUCGCACGUGGACGUCGACUACCACCAACAGCCAUCGAAUUACCACAAGUACUAUUGAUCAAUGACUAUCCCGAAGUAUAAUAAUAACGUGUAACAUUAUUAUCGUCGUUAGUAUUAUUCAUAAAUAUUUACCAAUAAAUUGUGCUGCGGCUAUUGUUGUUGUUGUCGUCGUUGGCCAUGCGUAAUGAUAAUGAUAAUACAAUCAUACAACUACUGUGUAUAGGCGAUUUUUGCCAUAAAAUAGAUCUUAAUAUAGUUACUAGCCUCUACUCCUAUAUAGAUCAUAAUAUUAUAUUAUGCAAAAAUUAAUUACCUAACUCGUUUGUUGAAUAAAACAUUUAUCAUUGUAUAUUAUAAUA
Acyrthosiphon pisum (pea aphid) is the source of this 830-nucleotide messenger RNA. RefSeq names its product cuticular protein 54 (gene cp54). Gene Ontology annotation, cellular component: extracellular matrix. The transcript is spliced from 2 exons. The coding region runs from base 83 to 529 and encodes 148 amino acids. The record is from RefSeq and is marked validated. NCBI's taxonomy places the organism in Eukaryota, Metazoa, Arthropoda, Insecta, Hemiptera, Aphididae.